Blastomyces dermatitidis ER-3 is the source of this 2583-nucleotide messenger RNA. RefSeq lists its product as uncharacterized. The record is from RefSeq and is a predicted model, not a curated record. NCBI's taxonomy places the organism in Eukaryota, Fungi, Ascomycota, Eurotiomycetes, Onygenales, Ajellomycetaceae. The transcript is spliced from 4 exons. The coding region runs from base 511 to 2073 and encodes 520 amino acids.
UGGGAUUCAAACCCACGAACUCUUAAUGUGUGCGGCCUUGAUUACCAGUCUUACCAACUGAGCCACGCUGGCUAUAAUCAUUCUUAAGAAAGUGUACAAUUUCAUUGAUAGUGAAAUCACUAAGUUGAGAUAGCAUAUUGAUGAUAAAGGUAAGAAAGGCGCGUAUUUGAAUGAUAUUUGAUUGAAAAAGACAUGUAUUGAAUGAUAAUUGAAUGAUUCUAGAGUAAUGUGAAUAUUUUGAUUUUUUUGUGGUGUUUUGCUACUAAUUUUCAGGGGGGGCUGGGAACAUUCUGUUUUCACAAGCAAUAUGUCCGCCACAAUAGCUGAAACAGAUAGAAUAAUUAAUAAAGUAUUUUGCUAUCUAAACCACGUUGCAUGUGUAGAUAAAGUUCCAGGGACGAUCUCCGUGAUUAUCUCCUGGGCUUUGGGCUUGUUUAUUGACGCCAAUUGUAGGCUUUGAUCCAGCGCCAAUCCUCACGUGUGGAGAAUCUGGCGAGGAAGAACCAAACCAUGGAAAGCAACCAGAUAUCACUGCAUGAGAAGGUUGCCAAUGCGUUCAGGGAACGAAACAUUCCCGUUAAACGCGAGGACAUCGCUGCUACUCUGGUAGAUGCCGACACUUGCAAAUGGAUAGAAACCCAUCUCACACCAGAAACCCUUCUGUCAAAGGAGGAACUUACCUUGUAUAUAAAACUCGAAGCAACUGGUUCCCUCAAGUCUAUCUUACAAGGACAAGAAAUAUCAUCCACACGACCUUUCCUGGACGAUGAAAUCCGCGACGCGAUUGGAUCACUCACAGCUUCGACCGCGGCCAUUGAGCACCAAACUAAGACCCUAAAGGUGCAAUGCAAGGAGCUAAACUCCCAAAUCCGCAAUGGAAUCCGGUCGCGACAACGGGAGGCGAAGGCAUGGGAACAUUUGAAAAAUAAAAACGCGCGGGAGAAGGAGCAGAUUGAUGUUGCUGUUGAAGACUUCACUCACGACUUUGAGGCGACUCUUGGCUCAGUGCAGUCUUUAUUUUCCACCGAAGCUAAUACCUUGCUCCCUCAAUUGGCUAGUAAAUUGAAAGACGACGACCGAUCCAUGCAGGGCUUGGAAAAAAUAGCGUCGACAAUUCAAAUAGAUACCAAUUAUAAGGAGCUUAGAGCACGGGCUAUCGAGCUUACCGCGAAACUCGCCAGAUACCUUGCCGAGGCGGUUCACUCACGGUUGGAUCGGCUCUAUACUGAAACUUUACAAAGCAGCCCACCUGGCCUGGAUGAAUACGAUGAAGAAGCGGUAGCGGCUCUCCAGGAAGAGAUAAGCUCAUUAUAUUCGGAGAUUGAGAUUCUUUCAGAAAUGGCCACCGAGCAGCAAUUCAGGGAUCCGAUACUUCGUGCUCUUCAGAGUAGGGGGACAGAGGCUCAUUCUACUUCUCAGCAGCAAUUGGAACAAAUUUUCGAUACUAUACUUGAAUUAACACAGUCCACAGAGCGAAUAACGGAGAGGCUAAAUAACCGACAAUCCCACCGGACGGCGUUAAGCUAUCUAGCUGCAAAAUACAAAUGUGAACGGGAGAGUGAACUUUCAGAGCAGCAGACAAGUAAAACAACCACAGCACAAAAACGAUUGUCUCGAGUAUCAUACGCGCCCGCAACCCCUAAGGACACUGACCGAAGAAGUUCAAUAUCUCUCCCGCUUGAUCAUAGCUCAAAAGCCCUUGAUCAGCUCCUCCGGCGGCUUGGAGUUUCCAUUAUCGAUCUAGUGGAAAGCAGGUUAACAGAUAACCCUUCAGCAGCUCUUGAUGAGAAGCAGCAGCACAUGCUGGAAAUGCUUCAAAAUCUGCAGUCUACCGCAGAGUCGCCUCUUUCCGUCUACCUAGAAGCAGCAGACCAAGCGGCCCAGUUACUGCAUUCAGCGCUGUAUGCAGAUUCGCCUUUCGAGGUUUCAAUGGCUGAUGCCGCGCAGAAUCCGAAACUUGGCAGCUUGGAAAGUCGGAUUGAAGUGCUUCGCAAAGGGAUUGAUGGGCUUGAUGUUGAUAUCUUUCAAGGCGGGGACAAAGCGCAGGAGAAGUUUAUGGAGAGGUGGGGAUGAGAGAUUAGUGUUGAUAUUAUUAUUUCCUCCGCUACUGUCUUUCUGGUACUUCUAUCCAUUGCAUUCCUUUUCUCUUCUUCAUUUUUCAUACCUGUUCCAAUAAGGUUCUAAUCAUCUUCCUGCUAAAACUCAAACAUGUUGAUUAAUAUUUACACACAAGGACAACGUGCUUAUCUACCUUGAAAUCUGCUCCCCGGGACAGCAUGGCCUCCCUUUAGCGCCAGCAGUCGGACCACUAAAUUUCAGAAAUCUGAGUCCUUGAUGAGCCCGAUUGCAUAGCGAUAGCCUGAUUGAUUCCGCAAGAAAGAUUUAGCGGCGCCCGCCCCAGUGGCGUUGCCCUAGCGAUCGCUCCGCCUACACGUGAUCUCAUAUGUAAUAUCCAUACCGGAAAAACGUAGGCUUAUUAUACAACCAGGUUAUGGUUGUUCCGCCGUGCCAGUCGGCGACGCCAUCACUGAACUGUAAAACUUAAUAUAAUGAUGAAUUAGCUGUGAAAUCACUGUAAAUGAG